UGCCAUGUGAUGGACUGGCGACCUGUCCAGGUUGUAUCCCGCCUCUCGCCCGUUGAAAGCUGGAGAUAGGCAUCAGUACCUCUCGCUGGAUGUAUAUCUUGGUACAUAAUUCAUUAGUACUUAUUCAUUAUACACUGAAUAUUUAUUUUUAUUAUUAUGGCAUAAAGCUAAUGUAAAAAUCAAUCAUCAAAAAUAUAUAUAUUACGCAGAGAAUAAUAAAAACCUUUUUUUCUUUUUUAACACAAAUGUUCUAACAGCAUGCACCAAUCAGAACUCAUUUUGCCCUUUUCAAAGAGAGUAGUCAUUUAUUCAUUUAGUAUUUCUUCAUUUGCUAAAAUCAAGCAUAUGUAUGGAAAAAUUAGCGUAAGGAAAUGAGGUGGUGGAAGAUGCACAACCAAUGAAACUAACAAGCGAAAAUGCACAUACAAUAUUUUUUGGAAGAUUUACAAGACAAACAGAAACAUUCUUUAAUAGUCAGUAAGCACAGUCAUAUUCAUAAAAAAGGGCGACAGCUAUUGCUUUCAUUUCAUUAAGGUACUUCUGAAACGAGGUGUCAUCAGAGUCAUGUGACCUAAAAACUAACACUAGUGGAUCAACACUAACAUCCACUGAUGUGUUCUAGGCUUUAAGGUCAAGAGGAAUAUAAAAAGGCACCAGAACUAAUCAUGCAUGUCGGCUAAAGUUUGCUACUGAAGCUCCUUUGAUAUCCAAUGAAACAGACUAAUUGUUAAAUUCUGUGACAAAAGAAAACUAAACCAAAGAAACCUGAUUUUAUCAAUACAUCCUAAAACAAUUGAAAGAUUUCAGCUAUAAUCUAAGCCAAACAUUAGGAAUAAAAAAACAUUUCAAAAUCCCUCAGUACCCAUUGAAAAAGAGAGAAAGAGAGAGUGAUUAUUCGAUUGAGGGACAUGUCUGGUGUGAGCCCCGUGUGAAGGUGAGUGUGAUGUGUGUGACGUCCAACAUAGCAGCUUACAGACAUCCUCUUUCUACUUUUAGAUCUUCCAGGAAUGAUGGCACAUAACGUUAUGCUUGACUGAUCUUCGAGACCAUUUGCUGAACUUGACCAAAGUCCCAUCAGUCUACAAACAAAACUACUGUAACAUAAAGCCCAGCUCGACUCAACGCAGAAGAGGUGCUGCAAGCAAGUAACACAGGCUGCAGUUGAUCAUGUUGCUACAGACAAGAGGCAUCCACAGCAAGUCUGGGUGCUGUAUACCACAUUAGAUCAAGAAGGGAUCAUCCAUUUAUUCCUGCCUUAUGUUAAAGGGUCAUAGAAAAGGCUUUAAAAUAAUUCAGGAUUAUGUAUAAAAUAAGCUUUCUCAGAAAAGUGCAACCUCUGGUUAGACUUUCACUUCUUCCAAACUCAGACAGGCUUUCUACAUUAAAUAGCAGGGUAAUGCUCCUUAAACGUUUUGCAUCUUCAAUCUUCUUUAAAGAAAAUGCCAAAGAAGUGAGAUAUUUGCAUUGUCUGCCUUUUGAUUCAUCUAAUAAUAAGUUAUUUAAAGGUGAACCUCCAGCUGGGAUUUCUGCUGUUCUUGCACUGAAUCAUCACCCUGGCCAAUCCUUCAAUGUACCGUCCAGAUACGUUAACAUUUACCCUAAGAGGAGGAAUCUCAGUGUGUUUGCUGGAAAUGCCAGUUUUAUUGUUACAGUUCCUGAGUAUCAUAACCAAUCACAAAGGCGCACACUCAAUCAAUGGUCAGAAGCAGAUCAAAAUGAACAGGGAAGCAGUUGCAAAGUGCCGUCUUUGAAAUGCAAAGAGAAAUCAGAGACUGUUACCUCCAUCAAUGAAAAGUCUGGACUGCAGUUAUUUCACAUCAGCUCUUUGACCACAGCCUUUGGAGAGAGUUACAGUUAUGUUGCGAAGCAUAUCAACUCUGUGUUCUCUCAGAGUUACACUCGUAGCAAGCAGGAAAUCUUUCAAGGCUUAUCCACCAUUAGAGGAGCAAACAGAAGGGUAAGGAGAAAAAAACAAACACAUUCUGAUGCAAUCUCUGAAGUCAAGCUUAAUGAUGAAAGGAUAGCAGUAGGGCAUGACAACGUUUUCAACAGCUGGGAGGAAGCAUAUCAUCAAAUUGCAAGACACAUUAACAAAUAUUUUAUGGCUAAAUCUGCAGAUGAAGCUUACAGUAAAAAAGAACUUCUAGAAGAAAAGAACAAAUCAAAAAAGAAAUAUGUCUUCCCAGAAUCUACUUCAGAAACUGGCAGUGGUAUCAUAUAA
Messenger RNA from Cyprinodon variegatus (sheepshead minnow), 2221 nucleotides. RefSeq lists its product as uncharacterized. The transcript has 3 exons. The record is from RefSeq and is a predicted model, not a curated record. Lineage: Eukaryota; Metazoa; Chordata; Actinopteri; Cyprinodontiformes; Cyprinodontidae. Bases 1301 to 2221 code for a protein of 306 amino acids.